Molecule: messenger RNA, 2080 nt
Organism: Xenopus laevis (African clawed frog)
Lineage: Eukaryota; Metazoa; Chordata; Amphibia; Anura; Pipidae
Gene: dipk1a.L
Product: divergent protein kinase domain 1A L homeolog
Exons: 6
Coding region: 268-1500 (410 amino acids)
Cellular component (GO): endoplasmic reticulum membrane
Source: RefSeq, a predicted model, not a curated record
AAUUCAGCAUCUGCAGGAAAGACCGCGAGAAGCCGGCAGCUGGUCGAAUCUCGCGAGAUCACUGCAGUCUCCAGCAGCGAGCUUCCCCGGAGCUCCUCUACUAGCUUAUGUGCAGCGCUCACAGUGCAGAAGCAGCUUCAGCCGCAGGCGCGUUCCUGACCAUGCGAGCUCCAGCCCAGGUUCGAUGCCUUUGUGCAAGCAGUCUUAACAGGAAUGUUUUAAUCACAUCACUGAUCUGAACCUGGAAAUAAGUAAUAGUUGUAUUUAAUGGCUCGCUUGUCUUACGUACGAAUUAAAUAUCUCUUCUUUUCAUGGCUAGCUGUUUUUAUUGGCAGCUGGGUUAUCUAUGUAAGGUACAACUCAUACACGGAGCUCUGUAGGGGACAGGAAUGUAAGACAGCUAUAUGUGAUAAAUACAGGAAAGGGAUUAUUGAUGGAUCAGCGUGUGAAGGUCUUUGUGAGAAGGAAACCAUUUAUUUUGGGAAAUGCUUGUCGGCAAAACCCAACAACCAGAUAUACUUAGGAAUCUGGGGGAACCUUGAAGGUGUGAUAAAAUGUCAGAUGGAAAACACUCUGCAUCUGGACUUUGGAGUUGAUCUGGAGCCCAGAAAGGAAAUUGUACUGUUUGACAAGCCAACAAGGGGCACCACAGUACAGAAGUUCAAGGAAAUGGUGCACAGUCUUGUGAAAAAAAGAUUAGGUGAUCAAGGCAAUCUUCAAGACCUGGUAAACCUUAUCCUCAAAGCGGCUGAUAGUAAUAAAGAUGGCCAUGUUUCUCUUCCUGAGGCCAAAUCUGCAUGGGCUCUACUACAGCUCAAUGAAUUUUUAUUGAUGGUGAUCCUGCAAGAUAAAGAACACACCCCAAAGCUGCUGGGAUACUGUGGAGAUUUGUACAUAACAGAGAGAGUGCCAUACACAUCUCUGUAUGGAAUAAGCCUACCAUGGAUCAUUGAAGUAUUUAUUCCCAUGGGCCUUAGAAAACGUAUGGACCAGUGGUUCACCCCGUCCUGGCCCAGAAAGGCCAAGAUAGUUAUAGGUCUCCUAGAGUUUGUAGAAGAUAUAUUUCAUGGUUUAUAUGGGAAUUUUCUCAUGUGCGAUGUAAGUGCCAAAAACUUUGGUUAUAACGAUAAAUAUGACUUAAAAAUGGUGGACAUGAGAAAGAUAAUACCUGAAAUGAGCCUGAAAGAAUACAUUAAAUAUAAAUCCUGUGAGUCCGACUCAGACUGUGUUUAUGGUGCAGACUGUGGUACAACAUGUGACCAGAGUAAAAGGUGCACUACUGAUGUAACCCAGCCAAAUCUAGCAAAAGUUUGCUUAUUGGUGAAGGACUAUCUGCUCAGUGGAACCCCAUCUGAAAUCCGAGAUGAGCUGGAAAAGCAGAUCUACUCCUGCAUUGCCCUGAAGGCUGCAACCAAGCACAUGGAAAUGGAACAUGCAUUAAUAUUAAACAACCUGAAAGCUCUUUUAUGGAAGAAAAUUUCUCAUACUAAUGAUUCCUAAUUCAUGUCAGACUUGUAACACAUGCAGUGAGCUUGGACUAAUGCACUUUCAGUUUUUGUAUGUAUGUUUUUUUUAAUUCUACUUAGUUUGACAAACAUUUUUCAUACCGUUACAGCAUUCAUCAAAACAAGAGGCUGGAAAGAAUUAUAGGGUUUUAUGAAGUGUCGCUUUGUAAAGUGAACCGGUGUACAUUUUUGUGGUUUGCACUGUGUUACUGUCUCUCAUGUAUUCUCCUUCAUCUGCAGCAGGAUGUCUCGUGUGCACUUGAGCUGCACCAAUUGUUGACAGAACAAAAUAUUGCCACUUUUUUCUAUUCAUCACAUUUGCUGAUUUUACAAUGCUGUGAAAUUUCCUCCUAAACUUUCAGUGGUCUUUCUCAAGACAUGUUUGCAAAUUACUUUUUAAGAAUUACUGGCCAAAAGACCACUCACUGGGUGGUUGAAUAGAAGCUGCUGUUAUAGUUCAGUUUAAGAACACUUACAAGAUAAAAGUUUACCAAUACUUUAGCAUGGGUAAUUUUGCACACACUUGUUCAAAACAAAAGGACUGCUAAUGUGAACAAUAAACUUGUAGCUCAGCA